Gymnodraco acuticeps is the source of this 1341-nucleotide messenger RNA. RefSeq lists its product as uncharacterized. The transcript has 4 exons. The record is from RefSeq and is a predicted model, not a curated record. Lineage: Eukaryota; Metazoa; Chordata; Actinopteri; Perciformes; Bathydraconidae. Bases 1 to 1341 code for a protein of 446 amino acids.
AUGGCAUCCUCAUUCGGGAACACCGACCGUCCCAGCACGUCGGCCGCGCAAGACAAUGACAGUGUCAACAAACAUGAAGUUCGAGCCACCAAACGAGUUGCUUCAGCUGCCAAGAGAGAGAUCAAACGAGCUGUCCAUACUGCUGCAGGAUUGUUGUCCUGUCAGACAGAAGAUACAUCCUGCAUAGGUGCUGAUGAUGCAAGUGAUGAUUCCCAGGUACUGGAGGCACACACAACUAAACGUGGGCAGUCAGUGACUGUGGCCACACAGACGGAACCACUGGAACCAUGCCCGUGUAAAACUGUGACUUUGGUGAGUGUGCAGACUGGGACCGAUGACAUCAACAACAGUCAGUUGCUCAGUCAUGAUCAUCCAUAUUGCGUCAGCAGGGACAUUGCUGGUGGAUCCGCCACACUGGCACCUGCAGAUGCAAUGGCCAAAGCACCACCGAGUCCAACACCUGAUGUGUCAAUGCCUGAAGAAGAUGCUUCCAGCUCUGGGGAGAGCAUUCCAGGGACUGAGCCUUCUUCGUCGGACUACAGCCCUACUGAAGAUGACAUUAUACAGAAUGACAGCGAAGACAGCGAGGAUGAUGGAGAACAUUCAGUGGAUGGCGGAGAAGAUCCAGUGUCAGACAAAAAAUAUCUGGUAUCCCAUGCACAACUGAUGAAGCUGUUUUGUGUAUGCAACUUUGCCGGAUGCGGAAAAUGUGUGAUCAGCAGGCCGUACUGUUCAGCCAAAGGCUUUGGACUGACAGUGAAAACUGACUGCAUAGAUGGCCAUGAGUUUGUGUGGACUUCUCAACCCCUCUUAAAUGGCACAAUGUCCUGCAACCUGUUAGUGCCAGCCGCGAUUUUCCUGACUGAAAAUGCUUAUGGCCCAUUUUCUGAGAUAUGCCAGUGUCUGGGCCUGGAAUCACUCUCGACAAGACACUGCUAUAACAUCCAGAGAGUGUAUGUGCUGCCGGAAGUUACCAGUGUCUGGAACUUGCACAAUGAGGCAGUGAUGGCAGCAACUGGCGAUCAGGUUGUCACUGUGUCAGGCGAUGGGCGAUGUGACAGCCCUGGUCAUUGUGCUACGUUUGGAACGUACACCAUGCUUGAUAUCAACUCAAGGCUCAUCAUUGCCCAGCAGACAGUGAAGGUGACAGAGGUCAAAAAUAGCUACUGGUUGGAGCCUGUUGGACUUGAAAGAUGUAUUUCCAAACUACAGGAUCACAAUGUGACAAUUUCCAUACUAGCCACAGACUGCCACCCUGCAGUGCAGAAGAUGCUACGUGAGGACCACAAGACCAUCAAGCAUGAGUUUGACUUGUGCUGCAGAGCAGGAAUACCGAGCUGA